This is a messenger RNA of Aspergillus versicolor CBS 583.65, 2620 nucleotides long. RefSeq lists its product as uncharacterized. The transcript has 6 exons. Lineage: Eukaryota; Fungi; Ascomycota; Eurotiomycetes; Eurotiales; Aspergillaceae. Bases 316 to 2451 code for a protein of 711 amino acids. The record is from RefSeq and is a predicted model, not a curated record.
CUCCGAGCCGUCGUGCCUCGACCCAUCGCUGCCACCUGGCUUGCAGCCUCAUUCCAUAUCAAAGCUUCCGUUCUGAGCUAUUGCAGUAAGCUCUUUAUCUGGCGAGACCAGUAGCAGUGCUACUGCUGCUUUGCUUCUUUGACUGCCACUUUGGCUGCUUUUUCUGCUUUUGCUGCUACCUAUUGGGCGUUUCUUCCGACGCUGACUAUCAAUCUCCAUUGUUAUAUCUACCCUCGUGUCUCCACUUGACUGCUUAUUAUAUCACUUACGACUACAACCUUCCAUAUUUCGAUCUGAGAACAAGCUCUCACCAACAUGAGUUACGGCGGCUGGAGCGUCGGGGAUAUCAUACAAGGUAUCCGGCUGGCAUGGGGCAUCUACGAAGCCGUCGGGGUGGGGAUGAGAUCGGCGAAGAGUGAAUUCGCCGCAUUCCGAGUCGAAUUCAAUCUUAUCAAGUGCGCCCUAGAAAGGCUUGGAGAGGUCGCCAAAACCUGUCCCGGGGAGGAUCUCGACCUGGGGAAGGGAUAUGAUCAGACACUCUCACGGUGUGCUGACUUUAUCAAGAAGCAUGAGUUACUGAGUCAAGAGGCCAAGAUACCUUCCGGCGAAGAGACUAAGAGACGCCCUAGUUUCGGGGAGAGGAUGGUCAGUGUAUGGGACAAGGUCUCCUGGCCGAUGGAGCGUGAAGAGGCCGAGAAGCUGCGAGUAAGCCUGGAUCGAUAUGUCCAGAUUGCCAUCCUCAAGGUUACUUCCAAUACAAGAGACGUGACGAAGCAGCUGGCGAGGGAUUCAGAGCAGGCCAGGGUCGACCAUCUGGAGAUACUCAAGGCAGUAAAAACUAUGAGCGUCCAAGUCUCCUCGAUCCUUAAACGAUGUCUUCCUGACGGUGCUCCCAAUGACCCAACCCCCGAUGCGAAAUAUCUCGCCAGACUACAGCGCCGCCAUCUGUCGUCGCUACUCGACCCCCUACCAGGCCUCAACGCCAUCCCGGAAGACGACGUCCUCUCACAGUCCGAUAGCCAGGCCGCAUUGCAAAGGAUUCAGGAUAUAACAGACAGACUCGGGCACUUGGCGUUGCGGUUAGAUACCAUCGGCAGACAGAUGACGCCGUCUCCAGAGCGCAUGCAGUCUAUAAAACGUACCAACACCAGUGACAGUAUAGGUAGCGACACGACUAUCGUCGCCCCUGUUGUCGACUUGCUGAACCAGAUUGGCGAUGAGGUGCGAGAGGCUCUUGACAAGGUUGGGUAUGAGCACGUCGUCAUCCCGGGCCAGCAACAGCCUGGACUCCAUCACAGUGGAAAGUCAGCAAAGGCGUUAAACAACGCAGUGGAUGACUGGGACCAGUUCAAGGACUGGCUGCAGUUCCAGCUCGUUCAUUCUUUGGAAAUGCCCUCGGAACGCCUGGACCUGCAUCCUGCAUCUCCUGAGCUGCAUCCGCCUCCAAAGACACCUCCGUACGGCUCGUCGCCUCCUGCAAGUUCAUAUUUGACGCCGUCACCACGAUGGAUACCCCAGGACCAUCUAACAACCUUGUCCCGUCCACCGUCAAUAGACCUAAGCUCUCCCCAGUCCCCAUCAUCUGAUGUUUCAUCCUCCUGGGACCGAAGAUCCAGCUUACAGUCUGUGCAACUCACUCACCAUCCUGUCAAAGUACUAUUCCCAGACAGCCAAAAUCCCAGGAGCUCCCUCCAUUGCCCAGUUACAUGCCAGCUAUCUGUCUACUUUCACCCCCGAACCAACGAGCCAGACUUGAUCGAAGGCACAGACCCGGAGACUGGAAUCAAACUCACACACUCUCUCAAACGAGAACGCUCGUCCAGAAACACCGAGACGUCCAUGACCCCAUACAUCCGACACAGCCGGUACUCGUCCCCGCUCAGUAUUACAUUCAUGGGCUCGCACCGGCUGAAGCUCGAGCAGGAGAGCAAGGUCCACCGAUGGCACAUCUCGCCUGUCUAUAUCUGCCAUGAUAAGCAAGACUUCGAUAUGUUCCAGAGUACCCUUCUACGCCGCAGCGUCCUAUUCUGCGGCGACGUGACCUCUAUCCAGACGAGUAGUAUGAUCGAACACUGUUCGCAGGAAACAGUCCGCGUCCUACGUGACCCCAUAACUAGCUCAAUAUCCAUCCUGUACUUUGCAUCCAAUCGAGGGCAGAGUACUCUCAAGGGCUUUCUCGAUUUACCAGUAACCGAUUUCUCACUCCCCCCCAAAGCCGGUAAACCCCAUAUCAAACUCCCUCUCCAGCGCGCUCAGAAAGACGGGUUCGGCAUCCUGCGUCGAAACUCGGUGGAAAGCUCGGUGACGACUCUGUCGCAGGAGUCUCGCACGUCUCGUGGCUCGACGGGCUCGGUGUCUGAUACGCCGUGGAAGAAGGAGAAGUGGGUGGAGUUCUGCUUUGAGACUACUCGAGGGGCUGAAGCAUUUCUGAAGGCGUUGAGUCAGCCUUGAGGAUUUCCGAUAGUCACAUUCUAUUUUCCUUGUCAUUCCUUAUAUGUUUUCUUGCAUAGAUGGCGUUGGUUGGUUCUGGUUGCAUGGCGUCUUUCGAUUUUAUAGCACGAUGUAUGUAAGGUACGAUAUUGAUGAAUUACGACCCUUGUAGCAAGGUGACGUAUGGCAG